Messenger RNA from Marmota flaviventris (yellow-bellied marmot), 3206 nucleotides. Its product is annotated as zinc finger protein 432. Gene Ontology annotation, biological process: regulation of DNA-templated transcription. Gene Ontology annotation, molecular function: DNA-binding transcription factor activity, RNA polymerase II-specific; RNA polymerase II cis-regulatory region sequence-specific DNA binding. Lineage: Eukaryota; Metazoa; Chordata; Mammalia; Rodentia; Sciuridae. The record is from RefSeq and is a predicted model, not a curated record.
GCGCCGGCCAGACCUUCCAGGUUUGGGCUGCGUGUCGUCCGUGGAGAAGAGCUGCCCAUAGCCGUGCUUGCCUUGUGUGAGCUCGAGCCUCUGACACUCUCCAUUCCCGUCCAGGGCCUAAGCGCUCUGCCUGGAGACGGUCGCAGCCGCGCCAGCGGGUCCCGGAAGCUGUACGGAAGGUGUCCAAAGAUGGCGGGGCCCAGGGCACCUGGCGGCUGCGGCGCGGAUCCUGACGUCACAGGAUAGAGCCGGAAGCUCGCGGUCCGCGGUCUGUUCUCCAUGGAAACGCCGCGGCCGCCGGCCUUAGUCUUUUCAAGGGGGAACGGAAGCGCAGGAAGUUCGGGGAAGCCCUGCAGCAGGACGAAAGGAAGAGGCAUCCCGGACUGGACACCCCUCCUGAUGACGGGGACUGCUCACCAGGACAUCGGGGCACACGCGGAAGUUAGCCACUUACCCCCACAGAAGAAAAUGAGCAGUGUUCAGGAGUUGCUGACACUGGAGGAUGUGGCUGUGGCAUUCACUCGGGAGGAGUGGCAGCUCCUGGGCCCAGGGCAGAAGGACCUGUACCGGGACGUGAUGUUGGAGAACUACAGCAAUCUGGUGUCAGUGGGGUAUCCAGCCAGCAAGCCAGAUGCUCUUUCCAAGUUGGAACAAGGGGAAGAACCUUGGACAGAAGAUGAAAUGCACACUUGGAUCUGUCCAGAAAAUGACAAAGUUGAUCAUCUUCAGGGUCGCUCAGAACAUCAAAGAAUGCUGAAGAUUAUAAAAAAAUAUGAACUUCAAAACAAAAGUCAUUUUCCUUUCAAAGAAAAUCAUAGUAGGACUGAGGUAUAUAUAAGGAAUUUGAAGUCAAAUUUAAGUUUAGUCAACCAAAACAAAAACUAUGGCAAUAAGAACUCUACUAAAUUUAAGGGAAAUGUGGAAUCAUUUCUGAAAGAGACGUAUGAGGAAUUCCAUUCUGCAGUUAAGUUACCUGUAAGCGGAAAACCCAUUAGUGACAAGUCCCAAGUCAUUAAGCAUCAGAGAAUCCAUGAAAUAGAGAAAACCCAUGUGUGCAGUGAAUGUGGGAAAGCCUUCUUCAAGAAGUCUCAGCUCACUGAUCACGAGAGGGUACAUACAGGAGAGAAACCCUAUGGAUGCAAUAUGUGUGCCAGAGUAUUCUCCAGAAAGUCCAGGCUCAAUGAACAUCAGAGAAUUCAUAAAAGAGAGAAGUCCUGUAUAUGCAGUGAAUGUGGAAAAGUCUUUACUAUGAAGAGCCGAUUGAUUGAACAUCAGCGAACUCAUACUGGAGAGAAACCCUAUGCGUGCAGUGAAUGUGGAAAAGGCUUCCCGGGCAAGCGUAAUCUCAUUGUACAUCAGCGGAACCAUUCUGGAGAGAAGUCCUAUGUGUGUAGUGAGUGUGGAAAAGGCUUCACUGUGAAGAGCAUGCUUAUUAUACAUCAGCGAACUCAUACAGGAGAGAAACCCUAUAUCUGUAGUGAAUGUGGGAAAGGCUUUACCACAAAGCACUAUGUCAUCAUACAUCAGCGAAAUCAUACAGGAGAGAAACCAUAUAUAUGCAGUGAGUGUGGGAAAGGCUUUACUAUGAAGAGUCGUCUGAUUGAACAUCAGCGAACUCAUACUGGAGAGAAACCGUAUGUGUGUAAUGAAUGCGGAAAAGGAUUUCCCAGGAAGAGUAAUCUCAUUGUACAUCAGAGAAACCAUACAGUAGAGAAAUCCUAUCUAUGUAAUGAAUGUGGAAAAGGCUUCACUGUGAAGAGCAUGCUCAUCAUACAUCAGCGAACUCAUACAGGAGAGAAACCCUACAUCUGCAGUGAAUGUGGGAAAGGCUUCCCCUUGAAGAGCCGACUGAUUGUACAUCAGCGAACUCAUACUGGAGAGAAACCUUACAAAUGCAGUGAAUGUGGGAAAGGGUUCAUUGUGAAUAGUGGACUGAUGUUACAUCAGCGAACUCAUACUGGAGAGAAACCCUACAUAUGCAGUCAAUGUGGAAAAGGUUUUGCCUUCAAGAGCAAUCUUGUGGUACAUCAUCGGACUCAUACUGGUGAGAAACCGUUUACAUGCACUGAAUGCGGAAAAGGCUUCACCAUGAAACGCUAUCUUGUUGUACAUCAGCAAACUCAUACAGCUGAGAAAUCCUACAUAUGUAAUGAAUGUGGAAAAGGCUUUUCCAUGGAGACCGAGCUCAGUUUACACAAGCAAGUUCAUACCGGAGAGAAACCAUAUGCAUGUAAUGAAUGUGGUAAAGGCUUCACUGUGAAAAGUCGCCUAGUUGUUCACCAGCGAACUCAUACUGGAGAGAAACCCUUUGUAUGCAGUGAAUGUGGGAAAGGCUUUUCUUCAAAGAGAAAUCUCAUCGUACAUCAGCGAAUACAUAAUGGAAACAAACCCUAAUAAUAUAAUGAACAUGGUAAUGCCUUCAGGUAGAAAAAGUCUUGUGUAACAUUCCAAGAUUUCACAUAGGAUAGACUUCUUUGUGUAGAAUAAGGGUGGAAAAGUUUUAUACACCUUCCAUCUCAUCCAUGAAGGAAUUUACACAGGAGAUGGACCAUAUUAACUCAGUAUGGGAAUGCCCUCAACAUGAAUCAGUCUUUAAAUUAUAUGAUGCACCUAGUGUACAUCAAAGAAUUCAUACAAGGAAGAAGAAACUUUACUCAUUCAGUUAUUAGGGUUCCUUGCUGUCCUGUCAGGCUUCAUCAAAAAUAUGACAGUAGCAAUUCUUUGCACAGAAUCUCAACUCAUUACAUAUAAGCAAACUCAUGUAGGGGCAAACUGUGUUAGUACUUUGAACUCAUUAAACAUCACUGUGCUUCUAACACAUAUGAUUAUAUAGCAUAGAGCAACCUGUUCAUAGAUUUUCACCAUUGGGAGAUUGUGGAAUUUGCAUAGGGUGAAAAUUUAAUGAAUACAGAGAAUGUACUAGUGCCUUCAGUAAUUACCUCACAUAGUAUGUGAAAAUAAACAGAAAAACAUUCUGAUACAUUUAAGGCAGAAAAGUCUUGAAAAAAGUGUAUAAUGAGAUAAAUAUAAAAGAGAGACUAGAAAGGCCUUCCAUGAGAAAAUAAAAACUCUUAACUCAUUAGUGAUCAAAAGAGACCAUCAAUGAACUCCUACAUAGUAGCAACAUAAUGAUCAUAGGAAAGCCAUUACCUGGAAAUAAAACCUUAAUAGUUGUCAGGUAUCUUACUGUGGACAAGAAAGAAUUU